Molecule: messenger RNA, 4915 nt
Organism: Paramecium sonneborni
Lineage: Eukaryota; Ciliophora; Oligohymenophorea; Peniculida; Parameciidae
Source: the annotation of a GenBank genome assembly
AUGUCAACAAAGAAUAUAAUCUAAUUGUUUAUCGUUUGCUCCUCCUUUCAUUUAGGUAAUUUAUAGUAUAUAUGUUUAAGCUUAAUCAUGUAAUGAAAAUUAAUACUCUAAAUCUUCAAUGUUUGGGUCAAGUUGUCAAAACUGCAUGGAUCAUUGUGAUACAUGUACUAAUUCUGAUAGUUGUAUUCUAUGUUCGAAUGGAUAUUACUAUAGAAAAGUAGAAAAGUGUACAAUUUGGUGUUCAUAUGAUUAUAAUUGCGAGCCUUGUCCAACUUCUUGUACUUUAUGCACAUCAGACAUUAAUUGUAGUAAUUGUGCUAUUGGAUAUUAUAUAUAAGAAAAAACUUGUUUAAAAUGUUUGGGAUCCUGCUUGACUUGUUAAAAUAGUGGAAACAACUGUACAAAUUGUAUUGAUUCAAGUAAUUAAUAAACACCGAAUUGUGAUUGUUAAUUACCAACAAAAUAUUUGGAUUCUUCAACUUAUUAUUGCUUAGAUUGUUAAUAACCUUGUAUAAACUGUAGCUCAUUAACAUCUUGUGAUUCGUGUAUUUCAACUCAUAUACUUAAUGAUCAUACAUGUAUUCCUUGUACUAAACCAUGUUAUGAAUGUAAUAUAACAAUAAAAACAUGUAUAUCUUGUAUUGAUAAUUUACAUUAAUUAACACCUACUUGUUAAUGUGAAGAUGGAUAUUAUUUAAAUGAUUUAACAUUUAUGUGUGAUUAAUGUUUAUUUCCAUGUUUGACUUGUGAAACAAAUGAUUCUACUUGUUUAUCAUGCAAAUCAACAUAUACAUUAAUUGAAAAUAGUUGCUCUUGUUUAAUUAAUGAAUUUGAAGAUGAUACUAUCCCAAAAGUUUGUUCUUAAUGUUUAAGUCCUUGUUAUACAUGUGAAGAUUCAUCAACUAAUUGUCUAUCUUGUAUAAGUGGAUUAAAUAGACAUAUAAAUAAUUAAACUUGUAUUUGUGAUGAUGGUUAUUUUGAAAAUGAAACAUGUAAGCCUUGUAUUUUACCAUGUAUAUUUUGUACUUCAGAUUAAAUUUGUCUAUCUUGUAAUGAUUAACUCACAUAAAUCUUACCAUAUUGUUUAUGUAAAGAUGGAUAUUUUAUGGAUGAAUCACAUUAAUGUUAAUUAUGUAAUCAUCCAUGUAUAAAAUGUGCUAUUAAUUCUAAUUCCUGUUUAGAAUGUGCUCCUACAUUUAAUUUUAAUAGUACAACUAAAACUUGUAAUUGUUUAGAUGGAUAUUAUGAAGACUUAAAUUAUCAUCCAUCAAGAUGUGAGUUGUGUACUGGUACUUGUAAAACUUGCUAAAAUUUAUCAACUUUUUGCUUGUCUUGUCUUUAUGAUUAAUAAAUUCUUAAUGAAUAACACUAAUGUAUUUGUUAGGAUCAUUCUGUUUUAAUUGGUAAUAUAUGUGAAUUAUGUGUUCCUCCAUGUAUUAAAUGUUAAACAACUACUGAUUAUUGUACUUAAUGUUAAGAUAUUCAUCAUAUAAUUGACAAUGGUUAAUGUAAAUGUGAUUAAGGUUGGAUAAGUGAUAAUAAUAAUAAUUGUAUUAAAUGUUAAUCUCCUUGUUUAACUUGUUCAGUAAAUUAGAAUCACUGUGAUUCUUGUAUUGAUGAGAAUCAUAUUCUUAAUUCAAAUUAUAAUUGUCUAUGCAAAGAUUUAUUUUAUGCUGAAUCUUUAGAUUCAUGUUCUCCUUGUUCACCUUUAUGUGCUACUUGUAAUUAAGAUGGAUGUUUGACAUGUAAAGAUUCAAAUCAUAUAUUAAUCAAUAAUUAAUGUUAAUGUUAAAAUGGAUAUUAUAUGAAUGAUUAUUCCUGUUAUGAAUGUUAAACACCUUGUUUAGAUUGUUUAAUCAAUGCUAAUCAUUGCAUAUCUUGUGUUGAUAAUAAUAAAUAUAUCUUAGAAUUUAAUAUAUGUAAUUGUAGAGAUGGAUAUUAUUUUAAUGAUGAUUUAUGUCUAAAAUGUUCUCCUUAAUGCUAAACUUGUGUAGAUGAUCCAAAUAAAUGUCUCAAAUGUUCAGAUACUAAUUUAAUAUAGAUAUAAAAUGAAUGCAAAUGUCAAGUUGGAUACUAUUAUAAUGAAGAUUUUGAAUGUUCAUUAUGCAAAAUUGAAUGUGUUAGUUGUAAUUCAUUUGAAAAUUGUACUCAAUGUUAAGAAUAAUAUUACUUAGAUGAAAAUUAAUAAUGCAUUCAUUGUAUCCAGAAUUGCAAACAAUGUUUAAAUUUUUAAUCUUGUGAUUAAUGUUAGGAUGGAUAUUUCUUUAUUGAUUAUUAAUGUAAAGAGUGUAUUCCAAAUUGUAAUACAUGUGUAAAUUAAUCAGAUAAUUGUACUUCUUGUAUUAGCCUCUUUGAUUUAGUUGAUAAUAAAUGUAUAUGCAAAUUAGGAUAUUACAUGGAUAAUUCUGAUUGCUUUAAAUGUUAGUAUCCAUGUAAAAAUUGUAUUUCAUUAUAAAUUUGUAUGUAAUGUUCUUAAAUUGAACAUAUUACUCUUGAAAAUGAUUCUUGUAUUUGUAAAUAAGGAUAUUAUUUAAAUUAAAACUAAUGUUUAGAAUGUCAUUUUAAAUGUAAAUCUUGUAAUUCAUAUAAUGAAUGUAUAAAAUGUGAUUAGAAUAAAAUAUUAUAGAAUAAAGAUUGUAUUUGUAAUUCUGGGUAUUUUUAAACUGAAAAUUACGAAUGUUUAUCAUGCAAUUCAAUUUAAGGUAAAAGCAUCGAAAAUUGUAAAUAUAAAGAUUGUACAGAUAAACUAUGGACAUUUGGAGAAGAUUGCGAUGAUGGAAAUUAAAUAGAAAGAGAUGGGUGUACUUAUUGUAUAAUAGAUCCCCAUUAUAUAUGUAUAAAUAAAAUACUUGAACCUUCAAUUUGUUUUAAAUGUAGUGAUAAUUGUAAUUAAUGUGAUUUUAAUUAAACAAAAGAUUCCACUAUUUGUACUCGUUGUGAAUAAGGAUACUUUAUUAAAUAAUCAUUAUGUAUUAAAUGUGCUCAAUAAUGUCUCUAAUGUAUUAAUACUGCAUCUAAUUGUACUUAAUGCCGAUUUAAAUUAAAUAAUUUAGGUUAAUGUUUAAAAUGUGAAGAUACUAUAGGCUAAUACUCUAAUUAUGAAACUAACACAUGUUUUACUAUGUGUGGUGAUGGAAUAAUGAGUUUUGAUGAAGAAUGUGAUGACGGUAAUAAAUUAAAUGGAGAUGGUUGUAAUGAAAUAUGCAGAUUAGAAAAAUAAUUUGUUUGUAAAGAUUCAGUUUGUAUCAAACCUGAUUUACCUAUUCCAUCUUUAAAACCAUUAGGUGAUCAAUCUAUAUACAAUAAUUUUAGAUUAUUUCAAUUAUCCUACAAUAUCCUCCUAGAAUAUAGAAAUGAUAUAGAUUUUAAUAAAGAUGUUGAAGUAAUUAUUCUGAAUGGUUAAGCAGAAAUUAAUAUAAAGUAAUAAAGUGAUAUCAUCUCUAAUAUGAAUAUAUUUAAUUCAUCCAAACUCAACUUAACUGUCAAUAUAUAGAUAUCUUUGAAUUAAAGUAUAAGUAAUUAAGAACUCAUAAUUAAUUUUACUAACCUUUCUCAUUAUAAAUCGAUGGAUGGUUAUUAAUAAUAAUUAUAGAUAGUAAAAACUAAGAUUGCUGAUUUUAUCUUGGUAGAUGUAUCCAUAGUUUAAUAGGUUGAAAUUGCUACUUCAAGUAAUUAAUACAUAUUAUAUGCUAUUGGAACUAUGAGUGGAACUGCUCUUUUAUUUGGAGGCUUAGAUAUUUUUUAUAAUCUUUUAGAUACAAUAUAAUUAUUGUCAUAUCUAAAAUAUAUUAACACGCAAUUUCCAUUUAAUUUACAAUAAUUUUUUAACUGCUUUCAAUUUGUACAAAUGAAUUUUAUUUAAAAAUAUUUCGAUUUUUAAGAUCUUUUUAAUUCAUAUCUGAUUGAUGAAAACUUUAACAACAUUCCACUCAAGAUUAAAUAAGAUGAAUUAACACCACUAUUUAUAAUAAAUAGUGCAUCUGUUAUUUUUAUUUGGUUUACUUUAAUGAUAAUAUACUUAGCUUCAAAAAAGAUUCCAUAUUAUUUACAUCGAAUCAAUUUCAAAUACUAUGAUGAUGAAAUACCAAAUAAUAAAAUCAGUUUCAUUCUUAAGAUUAAAUAUAUAAUUUUAGCUUUGAAAAUAUCAAUAACAAGAUUUUGUCUAAAAGUAUUACGUGAAUUCUUUUGUAGUGGAAUCUAUAGAGUAAUAAUCACAACUGCUUAUGAUUUCACUUUUGCCAUUGUUCUCUAAUUAUAUUCAUUAGACAUAGUGUCAUAAAAUAUUUUAAUUAGAUUAAGCUCAUUACUUGCAUUAUUGUUGUUUUUCUUUUACUUAUUUAUAAUAUAUCAUAUAAUCAAAUUGAGUAGUUAAGAUAAAUAUGCAUUCACAAAUUAUCAAAAUAACCUUAAAUAUGGAACUUUGUUUGAGGGAGUUAAGAAAAAUAGUGUCAGUAAAUAUUUUAAUGUUAUACUCUUGACUAAAAAACUAUUUUUUAUGUCAACUUUAAUAUUUUGUUAUGAUGUUCCAACAAUUUAGAUAAUAAAUUUAAUUAUCUUGACUACUAUUUAAUCUUAUUUUUUGGUUUCUUUUAAGCCGCUUACUGAUUAUAAAGAAUUUAUAAAAUAAUUUAGUUGUGAACUUAAUAUUUCUAUCACAUUAUUGUUAUUAUUAAUAUUAAGUGUAAAUGAAUAAUUAAGAAUAUUUACGGAAGAUGUAAAAACUUAUUUAGGAUGGAGUUGCAUUGCAAGUAUCACUGCUAUUUUAUUAAUAUAAUUAAUUAUAGAUGCUAUUCAAUAAUGGAUGUUUCUAUUACAGAAGUAUAAAAAGUUAAAAAGAUUUUUUAAUAAUAUUUUAAAACUAUUCAAACCAGACUUAUUAAAAUAAGUAGAUCAUAAUUUAUUUAUGACAGCCUGA